UGCCAUAACCUGCAACACUCAUCAGGCAGCUUUAAUCUCUGAUAAAGCCCCUUCUGAAUUCAACUUUCUUCGGCUAACAGCUUUAUUUAAACCUCAACAUUCCUUUCCUAUCAAUAAUACUGAUAAAGAAAUGGCCAACACAUCAAUGAAACCAGUUGCCUCUUUGCUUUUGCUUCUCAACUUCUGCAUGUAUGUGGUGCUCUUGGGUAUCGGUGGUUGGGCUAUGAAUCGUGCAAUUGAUCAUGGUUUUAUUAUCGGUCCAGGAUUGGAGCUCCCUGCACAUUUUUCACCCAUUUACUUCCCCAUGGGAAACGCGGCCACUGGAUUUUUCGUGAUGUUUGCUUUAAUAGCUGGAGUUGUGGGUUCUGCUUCAUGUAUCUCAGGCUUCCUCCACCUCAGGACAUGGAGUCGUGAGAGCUCACCAGCUACUGCUGCAGUUGCUACCAUUGCUUGGACUCUAACUCUUUUGGCUAUGGGCUUUGCAUGCAAGGAGAUCUCGCUUCAGUACAGGAACGCCCGACUGGUUGCAAUGGAAGCAUUCAGCAUAAUCCUCUCUGUCACACAGCUCUUAUACGUUGCAACACUUUACGGACCAUCUGCCUGAAAGAUUUGUGCAUGAAAUUCUUUCAUGACUUCGCUUACUUUUCCUUUAUUAUUUAUUUUAUUACUGUACGGAGUGGUUAAGGGAGAUUCUGAAACUGGUUGAUUUUGCUACCUGUUGUAAAGUGUGUUUUAUAUUUAUGAUUUGCUCCAAUUGAGUUUUAAACCUUGAAUAAAACACAUCAUUCUGUGCAAAAUGCAUAAUUUCUCAA
Spinacia oleracea (spinach) is the source of this 812-nucleotide messenger RNA. Its product is annotated as membrane protein PM19L. NCBI's taxonomy places the organism in Eukaryota, Viridiplantae, Streptophyta, Magnoliopsida, Caryophyllales, Amaranthaceae. The transcript has 3 exons. The coding region runs from base 131 to 604 and encodes 157 amino acids. The record is from RefSeq and is a predicted model, not a curated record.